Molecule: messenger RNA, 1446 nt
Organism: Drosophila simulans
Lineage: Eukaryota; Metazoa; Arthropoda; Insecta; Diptera; Drosophilidae
Product: glycoprotein-N-acetylgalactosamine 3-beta-galactosyltransferase 1
Exons: 4
Coding region: 490-1446 (318 amino acids)
Cellular component (GO): membrane
Molecular function (GO): N-acetylgalactosaminide beta-1,3-galactosyltransferase activity
Source: RefSeq, a predicted model, not a curated record
UAUUUUGGGAUGUCUAAAAAUAUAUACGAGUAUCUAUGCAAAUCUAGAAACGUGUUUAAAUCGUGUAAAGAGUUGUAGUUUCGGAUUCCACGAAGUUUGUUGAAAUACGAGAAACAUGACCGCCAGAUGUGGGGGCCCAGUAAUCGAUACUCCACUUAAAGUUUGUGUAGUUUACGCAACACUUUAUGAACUGACCAAACCCUUCCGGAUGUAGCGACCCACUCGCCCCUUCACUUUCAACUGCAAAGUUUUGCAUCAACUUGAAAGCCAUUAUCAUCAAUGAAAGACGAUGGCAAAGCGUCUUCGAUGCCCGAGUCGUCAGGUGGGUUAAUAAUUCUAAUUGAAAAAGGCAAUUUGUAUGCGGCGGGCAAAGGGAGACCAAAGGCAGCUCCGACAGACAAAAGCACUCAAUAUAAUUAAAUUGUCGACGGACCACCCAGCGCCAAUAGUUCCACCACCUGAACCGCCGAUUGCAGUAAUCGUUUAGAAAUGCCACGACUGUUCAGUACACGGCGCCUCUUCCUGGGCGGAAAGAAUGCAAUUUAUCUGCUUAUCCUGGGCACUAUGUUCUAUACGCUAAUGUUGCACCUGCCAGGGAACUCGAAAUCUCGAGAAGUCGUCGAAAGCUAUGGUCCGCCGCCCUCUAGGAUUUUUUGCAUUAUCUCCACCUAUGCAUAUCGCCACGAACAUACCGCAAUUCACAUCCAUCGGACUUGGGUCAGGCACUGCGAUCACUAUCUUUUCGUCAGCGAUGACAUUAAUCACUACUUGGAACCGGCGGUAUUUAUGCAUAUGAAUGACAAAUGGCACCGAAUGAGAGCCUAUCUGGAGUACGUCUACAAGUAUCACUUCCAUCAGGGGGACUGGUUCCUCUACUGCAACGACGAUAAUUUUGUAGUCGUGGAAAAUCUUCGUCACAUGUUAAAGACAUAUAGUCCCAAGGAGCUCAUCUACUUUGGAUGCAAGCUGCGAACACCCAAUGGUCUGGUCUUUAUGCUAGAAAGUUCCGGGAUUGUCUUCAGUGCAGCUGCUCUUAAGCGAUUUGCACUCAUGGCCCUGACCAACGAAAGUAUUUGCAGUUCGGAGACGAAAGGAAAUGAUUUCACUAAGGAACUGGGUCGAUGUCUCACAAAUGUCAAUGUGAUAGCCGGGGAUAGUCGAGAUGAGUUUCAGGGACAUCGAUUCCUGCCUUUCGAAGCGGAUUUGCAUUUGGGAUCAGCUAUGAAUGAAUCCUUAGAACACCACAAGUAUUUUUUGGAACAUUCAUACUAUCCAGUGAAAGAUAUGAACUUGCCGGUCUCUUUGCAUUCAAUAUGCUUUCAUGUUCAGUAUAUUCUCAACAUUUAUGAUCUGUACUACUUUGCAUAUAAAACUCGAGUUUUUGGAGUGCCGCUCAACUUGGGCUUUGAAAAUGAAAGGAUGGGACUCGAAAAUAGAACUGCAUGA